CGACAUCCCGAGAAACCACAGCCCCACCCACUUUCCCCUUCUUUCUUUCUUCUCGGCGGAGGCGGAGGCGACAGGAAGGCGAACGAGGAACCCUAGCCGCGCGAGGAAAAAGGAACGCUCGGAUCCGCAAGGCCGGCGACGAUGGCGGCGGUUCGAUGCGCGGCGAGGAGGCUCGGUGGCGCCCUGCUCCAGCGAGCGCAGGCGGAGGAGGGACGCCUGCUCGCCCCAAGCAGGCUCAUGCGCUCCCGCCACCUGUCCACCAAGGUCUCCGGCGAGCCAGGCAGCCUCAUGCGCUCCCGCCAGCUCAACAGCGAGCAGGCUUGCAACAUCCAGAAGGAAGAGGAAGACAUCUGGGCGGGGUUCAAGGAGACGUUAAAGAAGUUGGACCAGCUCCCCAAAAAAGAGAAACCAAGUGUCUUUCAGCAGCGCAUGAAAUCUAUCGACCGUGCGGUCAAGGCUGUGGUCUAUGGAUCUUUCAAGCUGACAAUUGUGGUUAUGGCAGCUGCUACUGCUUUCUCUGGCAAUGGAGUAAAAGCCUAGCCCAGGCCCUUACCAAGGAAAACCAGUGAAGACAAUAUGGAGAAAUGAGAACCAAAGAUGGCCGCCCAGCUUGUUUUAUGUUUAAUUAUCAUGACCCCUGCACUUUGGCUACCUAGCUCACUAUGCUAACGUCCGUUGUGAUAUCGUGUGACAUGGUAUCAUGUUAUUAUACCUCUAUCUAUCUAUGUGUACAUUAUGCAUGAAACUGUAUCUUGAAGUGAACAUGCUUGCAUAGCUUGUAAGGUCACUGACGUGCAUUGUUGGGGGCUUCAGUGUGUCCGGAUCAAAGCGAUUGCAAUCGACUUAGAAGUGUUCACUUUGAAA
This is a messenger RNA of Hordeum vulgare subsp. vulgare (domesticated barley), 864 nucleotides long. RefSeq lists its product as uncharacterized. The record is from RefSeq and is a predicted model, not a curated record. The coding region runs from base 142 to 540 and encodes 132 amino acids. Lineage: Eukaryota; Viridiplantae; Streptophyta; Magnoliopsida; Poales; Poaceae. The transcript has 5 exons.